Phasianus colchicus (ring-necked pheasant) is the source of this 2717-nucleotide messenger RNA. RefSeq lists its product as uncharacterized. Gene Ontology annotation, molecular function: ubiquitin protein ligase activity; RNA-DNA hybrid ribonuclease activity; nucleic acid binding. Gene Ontology annotation, biological process: DNA integration; protein monoubiquitination; protein polyubiquitination. Lineage: Eukaryota; Metazoa; Chordata; Aves; Galliformes; Phasianidae. The record is from RefSeq and is a predicted model, not a curated record.
UGCACUUGAAAAUACCUGGAAAAGUAAGGUAAGGCAUGGAUGCAUAGGAAGGAAAGAACUGUUUCUGAUGGGUAACCACCUUAUCUAGAAUAACAGUUCAGAGCAACCUCAUCUAGUGUGUGGCAAUCCUGUCCAUGGCAGGAGGGUUGGAACUGAAUGAUCUUACAGAUCACUUACGAACUAAACCCUUCUAUGAUUCUAUGUUCUAUGAAUCACGAUGAAAUAGAAGACAGAGUAGGAAAUCAUUCUCAGCAGGAGAUGGAAACAAGACUUCAUAGGAUGAAAUAACAAGGAAAGUUUUCUUUUAAAACUCAGCUCUUAAUUCAGCAGAAAAUCAACAAUGACCAGCAUUCAACGGUUUCUGGUCCUUCAGGCUAAUAACUUCCCAUGAAGCCAGAUGUCUGAAGGACUACUUUGAAGCAUAAAGUAGAGCAGAGAGAAGGACAUUUCUCUGAACAUCAAAACACAUCCUCCUAUCAUAAGCAAAAAUAUCACUGAAUCCCGUCAGUAAAUCCAUGGAAAGGAGAGUUGUUUACCAUGUUAUCUCACUAUUUUCAUUUUUGUGGUCACCAUAUCUGACUGACAAAGUAAAGAGAACUGGUGAGCUUGGUUCAAGGUCUUUAUCUUGAACAAAAUCAGAUGAGAGCCAGGAAUGAAAACUGUGUAUGAGGCAAUACAUUACAAUUAUGAUCUCAAAAGGAAAGGGUUACGUCCUUCUUCCUCCUAUUCCUACUGUCAGAACUGUGUCCUCUGUUGUACCAGCAAAAAGCAUACUUCAGGCAUAUGGAGAACUGAAAUAAGGAUGGUGUCUGGGUUUGUGUCUGGAACAACCUCCUUAGGUUAAUGUGUUUGUGAAACUACAGCCUACAUCUCACAGCUGUAUGUAAAACAAGGAAGUGUGUAAGAUAAUGCAGAAAGACAGGAAAAAAUAAACACCAGUAGAAUUAAAGUCUCAGUUAGAAGUGGAUUGAAAAAAGCAAUCAAUUCACUCUGACAAAUUCAGGUGCUAAUUUCAGAACAAGCCAAUUAGUUAACCUGUCCUGUUGCCUCAGAGGAAGACAUGGGUUUUGCUGAAGCCACCCCAGUGCUGUAUGGAUCUGGAGAUUCAUACAGCUGGGGUGACGUGGGAAGACCCGGUCAAAGCCUCAGACACUGCUGCAAAGUGCCGACAGCGAACAGACACAAUAUAGGGAACGGAACAGACAGAGGCACUGCGGAAAACCCGGAUGCCAUUGCUGGGAUUGGAGUUCUGCAGAUGACGCUCGCCCGUUGUGACGUCACUGGCACCGCUCCCCUACGUGAGGGAUAGUGACAUACGCAGCAGGGGAUUGUGACCUCUUGGCCCUGGCUGCCUGUAGCCGGGCACAGAGUCUCUCACUCUGGCUUGUGCCCGCACUCCAGCCGAGCGUGUCCGUGAGGUUUGGAGUGAGGAGCAAGGAUAGCCUUGGUGCUGGUCUCGUGCUCUGGGAGCUGCCGACAGCCGCUCUCAGUGCUCGUCACUAGAGCUUCUUCCCCGCCCUGCCUGGCUCAGGCAGCCGGGGCACCCAGGAGCCCACAGCAGCAAAGGGAACCGCGUGACCCCUACUGCUGCAGCAGCGGGGUGAGGAGCAGCCCCUCAUCCCCUUCGCACUCCUGUCCACCCAGCAGCUGGACAGCAUGGCCACCGAGCUGGACCGUCGCUGCCCCAUUUGCCUGGACACCAUGGAUGACGCCAGCUACGUGAUGCCGUGCCUGCACCAGUUUUGCUUUGGCUGCAUCCAGCGGUGGGCUGAGAGCAGGCCCACGUGCCCCCUCUGCAAACGCAGGGUGGAGUCCAUCCUGCACUCGGUGCGUGCCGACGACAGCUUUCAAGAGGUUGUCGUCGGACAGCAGGUGAGGGCCAGGACAGCUCCGCACCACACAACAACAGCAGAAGAGCAGCCAGCGGCGGUGCCCGCCUGGGCGUCCAUUUCCCGCCAGCCUCCAGCUGUGCUCCAGCCACUGCUGCCCUGGCUGCACCAGGAGCUGGGGCAGCUCUUUGGGGCUGACCACAGGGCAGCCGCUGCAGCACAGCGCCGCGUCAUCUCUGGCCUGUGCUUCUUAGGUCUGGAUGAGGGAGCGCUGACUUUGUGGCUGCUAUGCUCCCUGCGAAGCCAGACCACCAGCUUUGUGCAACGGCUCGUCGUGCAAGCUGCAUAUGUGUGCAAUGGGCUGGUGCCACCCACUGGCCCGGAGGCCUCCCACGCUGCCACGGGACAGGAGGGCAGCCCCGCAGCUGCCCGUGGUGCAGCUGCCUCCCAGGCACAGACACCUGUCUCCGGUCCACGGCCCUCCAGCAGCACCGGUGAAGACAACGUUCCUGUGCCCUCAGCCGCUGCCCUCAGUGAGGGGCCCAGCCAGCCUCCAUCCCUCCCGGCUCCAUUGCGGACCAGCCAACAAGCAGCCCAGGAGGAGCCAGGGGAGGCAGUGCCGGGUCCCUCCAGCACCAACAGGGCCAGGGAGCGCUCACGCAGGGCGCCUCGGCGAGCCCCGAAGAGGAGGGCCCACGACUCUGAGGCCUCUGCACCUCCUGCCAAGAGGCCACCCCGCCGGCAGCGCUAGGACACCGCCCCAGCAGCUGGCGAGAACAGGGCCGGGCCUGCAGCUGGGGCACAACCAGCUGUCAGACCACAGAAUCACAGAAUGGUCUGGGUUGGAAGGGACCUCAAAGAUCGGCAAUCUCCAACCCCCCUGCCACA